Messenger RNA from Zootoca vivipara (common lizard), 2999 nucleotides. RefSeq lists its product as uncharacterized. Gene Ontology annotation, cellular component: nucleus. NCBI's taxonomy places the organism in Eukaryota, Metazoa, Chordata, Lepidosauria, Squamata, Lacertidae. The record is from RefSeq and is a predicted model, not a curated record. Gene Ontology annotation, biological process: regulation of transcription by RNA polymerase II. Gene Ontology annotation, molecular function: RNA polymerase II transcription regulatory region sequence-specific DNA binding; DNA-binding transcription factor activity, RNA polymerase II-specific.
CUUCCCCCUCCAGCUCCUAGCUAAGCUUGUGCUGUGGAGCUAUUGUUGUGUUUUCCUUGCUGCAGUCCUGAGGUGGGGAGACCCUUGUGGAUUCUGCUGCUGGGGCUAGCCUGGGACAAGAACCCAAGUCAAUUCAGAAAGAAGAUACACCCCCAAGAGCUUCUUGUUUGUUUGUGUGUGAGAGAGAGAGGCGAAUUGGAGUAAAACCUUGGCCUAAGGAGAAGGCUGCUCCCUAGAAAAAUGGCCGCCGAGCAAGGGAUUCUGGGAGAUCUGGUUCCCGGGUUCCAAGCUGGGCUACGGCCAGGGGAGGAGAUGUUGCAGUGUGGACUCCUGAGCCCCAAACCGGAGGAAGAAUUGGAGGGAAGGAGUGAAACGUCUCCCAGCAUCCCAACCGGUGGCGCCGGCGAACUUUCCAAAAUAAUGACGUCCCCGCACAUCAAAGAGGAAGCCGACGAAGGUUUGGCACAGCAGUGGGAGCCUCGGUGGCAGGAUUUCCCAAGGGAGCCGCGUCCCUUUCACACAAUCUGGGGGGGCGCGCCCUCCCCCUGGGGCCAUGCUGAGGCUUCGCCCUCUCCUUUCCAUGCUGGUGGCCGACCCGGAGGAGAGCGGGUGGCCCAGCCGUGGCCUGGCCCCGGCAGAGACGUUCAAGGGGCGGGUGGUGGGCCGCUAGCCGAAGGUGAGGCAGCCUGCGGGAAAGUCGAGGAGAAGGCGUCCCCGGAUGAAGAGGCCGUCGACACGGAGAAGUGCCGCCGGCGGUUCCGGCACUUUGGCUACCGGGAGGCCGAGGGCCCCCGUGAGGUCUGCAGCCGCCUCUGGUUCCUGUGCUACCAGUGGCUGAAGCCAGAGAGGCGCACCAAGGAGCAGAUCCUGGAGCUGCUGAUCCUGGAGCAGUUCCUGGCCGUCCUGCCCCCGGAAGUGCAGAGCUGGGUGAAGGAUCGCGACCCGGGGAGCUGCGCCCAGGCGGUGGCCCUGGCAGAGGACUUCAUGCUGAGGCAGGAAGAGGAGCCCCUGGGGGCAGGCGGUGAAGUCUCCCAGCCUCUCGGAGCAGGAGAGAAGGGUUUCGCGGCGCUGUUGCCUUUGCAACAUAUGGAGAAAGUGGUGUCUGGGCUUCUGGCGGAGGUGGGCCUGUAUUCUUCCAAAGCGAGAGGCACCUUCAAAACGGACAAGCAGGAGAUCAGCAGAGAUGCUUCUUUGCAGGAUGUUCCAGCAGAUAAUUUCCCAGAGAGGGAAGCCUCAGCAGUUUUGCCCCAGGAAAUCCCGAGGAAAGAGGAUCCAUUGCGAGACUGCGGGAGGGACUUUGGUGCCAGUCCAGACGUGGCUGAGCGCGAAGACGCGCCCCCUGGCUUGAAGCCUCACAAAUGCUCCGAGUGCGGGAAACGAUUCCAUCAGAUUUCCCACCUUAACAGACACCUGAGAAUCCACACCGGCGAGAAACCGUACAAGUGCCUGGACUGUGGGAAAAGCUUCACGCAGGGCUCCUGCCUGCUGGGGCACCAGAGGAUCCACACGGGCGAGAAAGCGUACUCGUGCUCGUACUGCGACAAAAGCUUCAUUUGGAGCUCGGGGCUCCACCAGCAUGAGAAGAUCCACCUGGGCGAGAAACCUUACAAGUGCCUGGAGUGCGGGAAGAGCUUCCACCGGAGCUCUGCUCUCACUGACCACGUGAGGUCCCACACCGGGGAGAAGCCGUACACCUGCUCCGACUGUGGGAAAGGCUUCAGCCAGCACUCCAACCUCAUUGUGCACCGGCGAGUCCACACUGGGGAGAAGCCGUACACCUGCUCUGUUUGCGGGAAAAGCUUCACCCGCACAGCGUUGCUUAUGGCGCACCUCAGAAUCCACACAGGAGAAAAACCCUACAAAUGCUUGAUCUGCGAGAGGAGCUUCAGGGAGAGGCCAGCUCUUACAAAACAUAAGAAGGUCCACAUGAGAGAGAAUUUGUAGCGCGUCUGGACUUUUGGGGAAACCUCUGCGUUGGCUCUCCUUUCUGGGCAUAAAGUAGCUUUUUUUGCUACACACAGCCACACCAUCAAGUUAAGUGAUCUUACAUUGCUUGAACAGCUGCGGCUUCCCUCAAAGAUUCCUGGGAACUGUAGUUUGUUAAGGGUGCAGGGAAUUGAAGCUCGGUGCCAGGAGUUGUUAGCUGUUUCCUGACCACUCUCAGCAGCAUCCCAUAACAAGCCACACUUCCCAGGAUUCCUUGGAGGAAGCCAUGACUUAAAAGCAGUGUAAGAGAGCUUUAAAUGGUGUGAAUGCGACCUUAGAAAUGGCUGAUAGGUCAAAGCUGCUGUGAUGUCAUGGAAUGGUUUCUGAUCAAUUGGGGAAACUCACUAAUUGUACUUUGAUAAGAGCGAAGGGAAGGGAAGAGUAAGGCUGGCAUAACUGGGUAGGGAAAACCAAGAAAACAUUGGAUGCUAGAAAAGUAGUUUUUGAGAGUUUGUUGUUGUUGUUUCGGGGGUGGGGGGGGGUGUUGAGGGAUGGAGAGCCAAAAUGUGAGUGAGGCCAAACGUGAUGUCUGAACACUGAAUUUCACACAGCAGCUUUCAGCUCGCCAGCUGCAUCUUAAGCUGCGGGUGCCAUGUACAAAAUAUUUUACAGAAAGUGGUACCCAGCAAACUUGCACCCUGAAGAGAACAGCCUCCUGAUGUUGGAAAUCCCAGCGCAGAAGAGGCUGGCCUGCUCCUGAGUCCUUCUUGCCUGUUUUUCCAUUUACAGGGUUUUUCUCCCCUAUUGAUUUUUUCCAGUCUUCUAUCCGAACUCAGGGACUCUAAAGAGCUGGUCAGAAACACCUGUCACACAAAAUAAAGUUGGGAGUGGUUGUUGGCUUUUUUUUUUGACUGAGUAGAGGAAAGCACUUUAUUGUGGAAAUGUUUGUAAUGGGUUCAGGCAUAUUGCUCAUUGCCACCUUCUUUUAAGGAUGCCGUGCUGAAUAUAGAACCAUGAAGGUUUGGUGGGGUGGAGGAACAUACCUCUAGGUCAGGGGUCCGCAGACUUUUUCA